GUUACCCAUAAAGCUUUGCACGUAAGACAAGCCAGUCGGCAAACCCGCCGUGUUAUUCCAUUUACGGCCUAUUGCAAGGCUUGUUUCCCUUUAGUCUAAAGCUCGGCUGAGCCGAGAACCACAAACAUGCCACCAAAGAAGCCAGUACCGGUUGGCCCCAGCAAAAAAACUGACCAGAAGAAGAAGGAGAAAAUAAUUGAGGACAAGACUUUUGGUCUGAAGAACAAGAAGGGAGCUAAGCAGCAGAAGUUUAUUAAAGCUGUCACUCAUCAAGUCAAGUUUGGUCAGCAGCCUGCUCGAUUGGCUUUACCGACUGAUCCUGAUAAGAAAGGCAAGAAAGAUGACAAGAAGAAAGAACUGCAGGAGUUAAAUGAGCUCUUCAAACCUGUGGUAGCAGCACAGAAGAUUAGUAAAGGAGCCGAUCCAAAAUCAGUAGUAUGUGCUUUUUUCAAACAAGGCCAGUGUUCAAAAGGUGACAAGUGCAAGUUUUCCCAUGAUCUGUCCUUGGAAAGAAAAUGUGAAAAACGAAGUGUUUACAUAGAUGGAAGAGAUGAAGAUCUUGAAAAGGGUAUGCAAAUAUUUUCUAGAAGCUAUAGAAAAUAAUAAGUAUGGAUGGUUUUGGGUCUGUCCUGGUGGAGGUGAUCUCUGUAUAUAUCGUCAUGCUCUACCGCCUGGAUUUGUAUUGAAGAAGGAUAAAAAGAAGGAGGAAAAAGAAGAAGAAAUUUCACUGGAAGAUCUAAUAGAAAAAGAGCGUGCUGCAUUAGGACCAAAUGUCACCAGAAUUACAUUAGAAUCUUUUCUCGCUUGGAAAAAACGAAAACGGCAAGAAAAAAUUGCAAAGGCUGAACAGGAAAUGGAGAAGAGAAAAGCAGACUUCAAAGCUGGAAAAACACUUGGGAGUACAGAGAUAGUGGAGAUGAAGGAUAUUGACUUGGAACGAUUUAUUCCCAAAGAAGUGGAUGUUGCUGGAAUCACAGUGGCUAGUCAGGACAGAUUCACAACAUAUGUCCCACCAACGCAGACAGAUGAUAACAAGUUAAGUGAAGCCUCUGGAGGAACAGAAAAUGGGGAAGUAAGCGACUCUGAUGAAGAAUGUCAAGAAAAUGGUGAAUUAGACACUAUACCUGUAGAUGAAAACCUUUUUACUGGAGAGGACCUAGAUGAACUUGAAGAGGAACUGAGCAAUAUUGAUUUGGAUCAGUGAGACCAUGGAAUCAUCCAUAGCUUUCUUGAGGACUGAAACUGUUUACUUAAGUAACAUCAUGAUCUUAAUGUUCGAACUUUUGAUGGUCUGCCUUGAUGCUUACAGGAAAGCAUAAAAUAAACAAGACAGUGGGUUACACUUUCUUUCCUGUGACUACCUUAUGAUGGUAAUUUUUGUAAAUUGACAAGUAAUGGUCAAGAAAGCAAGUGAUCUUGAAUCUGUCAGUUGAACAAAGAGCUUGAAUGCCUUUCUGUGGAUGAUGGAUCUUAAAAGUGCAUUUUAAUAACUAAAAACUUGCAUUUAAGCAAGACCAGCGGUGGAGCUGCAUCCUGAUAAAAAUGUAGCUGCAGCCCUUAACUGAUUUGGUUGAAAAACAGACGUGAAAGAUAAAGGUUCUAAGCCAAUAGCAAAACUGAUGUUAUAAAUUUACCUUCCAUCUUCUUACCAAGAGAAGUUUUGUAAAUAAAGAUUAUAUAUUAACUGAAA
Messenger RNA from Protopterus annectens (West African lungfish), 1690 nucleotides. RefSeq names its product zinc finger CCCH-type containing 15 (gene ZC3H15). Lineage: Eukaryota; Metazoa; Chordata; Ceratodontiformes; Protopteridae. Gene Ontology annotation, molecular function: mRNA binding; metal ion binding. The record is from RefSeq and is a predicted model, not a curated record. Gene Ontology annotation, cellular component: cytosol. Gene Ontology annotation, biological process: cytoplasmic translation.